Molecule: messenger RNA, 1862 nt
Organism: Loa loa (African eye worm)
Lineage: Eukaryota; Metazoa; Nematoda; Chromadorea; Rhabditida; Onchocercidae
Product: zinc finger protein
Exons: 8
Coding region: 39-1160 (373 amino acids)
Biological process (GO): protein polyubiquitination
Molecular function (GO): ubiquitin protein ligase activity; metal ion binding
Source: RefSeq, a predicted model, not a curated record
UUCCAGGAGAACGGAACAGAACAGAACAUUCGGUGUACAUGGCUGCUGCGUCAACAACCACUCUAACGAGUAAAAUUUUAUGUCGGUAUUUUGCGAAUAAUAUUUGUCGUGAAGGUUCUUCAUGUCCAUUUUCGCAUGAUCGUAACUCUAAACCGGAUCGAACGUGCCGUUACUAUCUGAUUGGAAAAUGUGCUUUUGGUACUUCUUGCAGGUAUGACCAUAAGCGACCGCCGUUGGAUGGAAUUAAGACAGUGAAAAGCUUUUCUCGUGUGACAGAAAAUUCUAACCCAACGAAAGUGGUUGAAAAUGGUUGCAGCAAUGAUGAAAUAGCAACGACAGCAGCAGCAGUAAACCGAAGCAGUCACGUGUUUUCCGUGGAUGCAGCCGAAUUUAUUCCUUCUUGGAAAAUUUCGGCAUUAAACGAAUAUAGUACUGUUGCUUCGGGGUCAUUUGGUUCGCUACCAUUAUGUCCGUAUUUCGAAACGGGAGAUUGUGAUAAAGGUGAUAAGUGCCAGUUCGUGCAUGGCGAUGUGUGCGAUCUUUGUAAUGUGCCAUGCUUACAUCCAACGGAUACAGAGCAGCGUGCACAGCAUCGACGGGAAUGCAUAGAUGCCCAUGAAGCUGCCAUGGAAGAAGCAUUUGCAGAAGCACGCUCGGCUGGUAAAGUGUGUGGUAUAUGUAUGGAAAACAUUAGGGAGAGGAAGAGCCGUUUUGGAAUUCUGGAAGGGUGCAGACACUGCUUUUGUCUAGAUUGUAUCCGGCAGUGGCGCCGAAAUCAGAAUGAUCAUUUCGAAAAGAAGACAGUUCGCAGUUGUCCUGAAUGUCGCACUCAUUCAGAUUUCGUCAUUCCCGCCACAUACUGGGUCGAGGAUCAAGCGGAUAAAGAUGACUUGAUUGCAAGAUUUCGUGAAAAUACAAAACAGAAGCAGUGCAAAUAUGUAAAAGAAGGAUAUAUCGACGAUUGUCCAUUUGGCAAUAAGUGUUUCUACAAACAUGAACUGCCGGAUGGCACUAUCGUGGAAGGCGACAGCCCACGGACUCUUCAAAGACGAAGACGUCCGUUAUAUUCCGAAGUAUGGUCAUUUUCUGAUUCAGACUCGGAAGAUGAUUUUUCGAGAAUUGCGCAGGGCAUUAUCAGCCGAGCCUUCAAUCUCGUGUAAAAUCUUUCAGGAUUUUUCCUGUCACUCAUACACUUCACACAUCUUUGGCAAUACUGGGCAUCAUUCUUCAGCAUCUAUAAAUAGGAAGCCACACAUAAGUUUACCGAAUUCAAGAAAGUGUUAUUCGUUGUCAUGAAGUUUUUGUUUGCUUCUUUACGUUCCUACUCUGUGGCAGACCAAGACCCCCUAUUUCUUCAUACCAGUUAUGUAAUUGAGUUCUGUUUCCGUUUCAUAUUCUGACUACUAGUGUGCUUAUUUUUCAUUGGAUUCUAUAUGAUGUUUCCAAUUACUAAUUUUUCGCCAAGAAUAACUUGAACAUAACUGUAGCAUCAUGAUGUAAUGUCUGUUGUAGGAGCUUUAAACUGAUUGUAUGCUGUGCUUAAAUUGUUAGGAUAUCGUCAAAUACCGGUAACCUAUAUUCCGGCUCAUUAUCUAUUCAUUUUAUUACUUGUGUCAAACUAAUACCCCAGUGUUUGUUAUUGGUUUCUAAUGAAGUGCUGUUCCAGUUAAAUCUGGUGUUCAUAUUUUCAGUUGGAAUGUUUCCUUUUGCGUCUUCACAUAAUUUUUGGUAGAGUCUUUCCCACUAAUAUUACUGGAUACCUAGUUUUGAAUGGAGAUAGCAACAAGUAAUGAUGAGCUCGAACAUGUUUCCAAAGGCUCCUAGCAAACUUAGAUUUUGCACUGCGUUUUAAUAAACUGCCA